Messenger RNA from Rotaria sordida, 561 nucleotides. The record is from the annotation of a GenBank genome assembly. Lineage: Eukaryota; Metazoa; Rotifera; Eurotatoria; Philodinida; Philodinidae.
AUGAAUUCAUCAGAUAAAUCAUCUACUAUUGAUGGGUGGAAUGAUCCACCAGCUAAUCUUAAUUUAUCAGAAAAUAUGUCAACAAAACGUAUUUUACUUAAUAAACGUGUUCCAUAUACUAAUCAAGAUCUAACAUCAACAAAUAAUUCUUCGAAUAGUUUAACAACACCACCAGUUUGUUCUCCAUCAUCAAUAAUAUCUACAUCUAGUUUAUUAGAUAAUGAUACUUCAACAAAAGAUAAUCUAUUAACUAUUGAAGAAAUAAAUGAAAUAUUUAAAAAACAACUUAAAAAAUUAGAAGAUUCAUCAAAUAUUGAAAAAAAAAUUCUUGAAGAUAUUAAUAAAAAAUUUCAAGUUAUGUAUGAUGAAUGGUGUCAAGAAAAAUUAUCAUUAAAUACAAAACAAAUAUUAUCAAAUAUAUUUCAUGAACUUGAUUCUGAUCAUAUACAACAAGCAUUUGAUAUACAUAUUAUAUUAGUUCGAAAUGCAGGUUCAGAAGUUAUUCGUUUUAUUGUUGGUAUUAAACGAUUAAUACAAGAAUUACAAAAAUUAUCUAAUUAA